This is a messenger RNA of Hydatigera taeniaeformis, 861 nucleotides long. The record is from the annotation of a GenBank genome assembly. Lineage: Eukaryota; Metazoa; Platyhelminthes; Cestoda; Cyclophyllidea; Taeniidae.
AUGUUGGAUGAGGUGGAAGAGGCUGUAAUGGAGGAAAGGGAAGAAAGAGCCGCCUCAGUUCCACGUGAGAUGGAAGAUGAUGUUUCAUCUUCCUCCUCCUCGUCAUCCAACUCUUCGUAUCCUAAUAGACGGGAUAAACAAGGUCCUGAAGAAGAAGAGGAGGAGUUGGAAGAAAACGAUGAUGAAGAUGAUGACGACUCUCAAGCCGAAGACCGUUCAGCUGCCCGAAGAGAUCUUGAACAGGAGGAACGAUGGUUGAGGAUUCGACAACAACUUCUUCUGCGUCGUAGUGGUGCCAACCGAAGGGCUCUCGCAAAAGUCGAACGGCGAUUGUGGGAAAUCAGUCAAAGUGGGUCUGUCGGAAGGCGUUUCCCUGUGGAAAUGGAUCGUGUUCGUCAGGCACGUUCACAAUCGCAUCACCAUCACCAUAAGCGCAACCGCCGUCUAUCUACGGAUCCAUCAUCUCGACUGCCUGAUGAACUCACUGAUCUGCGUGAAUUCAAUACCUGUCCGGAGGGCUACGAUUACGUGGAUGCUGAACGCGCCAGAGAGCUUCUGCGUCCUGAGACAGCACGCCAGGAGAUGCGUUUUGAUAUUCAUCAUCGAGUUGGACAGGGUGUUGAGGGUAGUGAAGACGAGGAAGAGGCUGGUGAAAGGACAAAACGGAAGAAGAGUAGAAAAAAGAAAAAGAAGAAAAAGUCUGUUAUUGGAGCUGCGGGCUACCUAGAAGCCAGUCUCUUUGGAUCAGAAAUUAGUUCUUCCUCAUCUUCUCCCUCUUCCACGAAUUCGGAUGACUGUGAAGGAGGCGGUGGCGGUGAGGAUGGAAUUAUACGAUCGGAUGCAUUGAAGGAAUUCAUGUAA